CUCCGCCCCUCUCUCCUAUCAUCUGAAACCAGUUCCGUAUUCGGCGCUACUUUCAUCGGCGCGUACAUCGUACCGUCUCGACCAUGGAGCAUUGAACUGGAAGACACCCACAGUGCCACUGAGAAAAUGCUGCACACUUGAUAUCUCGCCAGUGGGGAAGCUUGAAUUAAGAUGAAGCGACUAAAGGGGGAAACCCAGCAGUGUGGAGCAUUCCGGAAAGUGCUGUGAACUCUGACCUUCAGGCCCCAUCCGCCAUCAUUCCAUUCCUCCUUUGACCUAACCCUCCCAAUCGUCACCCUGCUCUGGUCCAAGAUGACCUCGCAGAGAAAGCACCUGGUCAAGGAUUUCAACCGCUUUAUCACAUGCCACGUGUGUAAAGGAUACCUGAUCAAGCCCACCACAGUGACAGAGUGCCUGCACACCUUUUGUAAAAGCUGCAUUGUCCAACACUUUGAUGAUAGUAACGACUGCCCCGAAUGUGGCAUCCAAGUCCAUGAAACCAACCCUCUGGAGAUGCUAAGGUUGGACAACACUUUGGAGGAAAUCAUUUUCAAACUAGUGCCGGGGCUCAGAGAAAAGGAACAACAGCAGGAGAUUGAGUUCUGGCGGAGUCGAAAGUCGAAAGAGAAUGGAGAAGAAGAUGGCUCCCGUUCUAAGAGGUCCAGGCUGGAUGACGAUGAUGAUGAUGAUGAUGGCGGGGAUGGAGACUACCACAGGAGUGACCCUCAGAUAGCCAUCUGUCUGGACUGUCUACGCAGCAACAGCCUGGUGGGAGAGAACAUUGUCAGGGGCUUAAUGAAGAAAUUUAUACGCUGCUCAACUCGGGUGACAGUCGGAACAAUCAAGAAGUUUCUCAGUUUGAAGUUAAAGCUACCAAGUUCUUAUGAGCUAGAUGUCCUAUGCAACGGGGAGAUCAUGGGUAAAGACCACACCAUGGAAUUCAUCUACAUGACACGGUGGAGACUUCGCGGUGAAAACGCCUACCCAAUGGUUCUAGAAUAUCGCCCACGGAUAGACUUUGGUUGACUGAAGGAGAUGUUGGGCAGGUCCUGCACUAACGGCCCAUUGACAGACUAUACAAUGAAUGGAUGUCCCUGGCUUGAGACAAGGACCACCACGCGUCUUCACGCAUCAUCUGCAUGCAGUAAUCCGUUAUUGCUUGUAAUCUCAUUCUGUUCCCCGUAUGCUGUCUUCCAGCUUCAUUGUUUUUCGUUUCAUUGUUCAAAAACCCCACAAGGCUCGAAGACCAGGCCUGAUAUCCUGAAGUAUUAAUUCUCAAAGAUGUACCGAGAUGUCAUGGACGAACGUGUGACGACAUGCCCUUGGUCCUCAGCACUUUGGCGUGUUCAUAAUAAUAGGAGGUGUGAUUACUAGUAUUCCACUGCUACGCCACACAAGAAUGAUAUCCCGAGACAAACGUGAACACUGGCAGAUGGUCCAUUAUAAUUUACCUUAUCUAUGCUGGAUUUAGUGUCUUACAUGUCUCCCUUCCCAGAUAACGGUCAGUUCUGGGACAUAUCUUUACAUCAUCGGCCAGUGCUGGUGCAUGUGGGCCAGAACUGUGCCAGAUACUCAAGAUAAGGGGCCACAUACUUAGUUUUUUUUCUGGAACCUUAUGCAUUGGCCCACGGCCCAAAUCGGGGCGAACAUCCGGCCGUUAUCUUGAGCACCAACACUGGCCAAUGAUGUACUGAUAUGGGCCAGAACUGACCGUUUUCUGGGAUUCCUUACUCCUGCUUUUAAACAAUUAACUAAAGUAGUGCCUUUCCUCACUUGCCUCUCUUUUAAUACCCUCCAAAAUCCAAACUGCUCUUUGUAUGAAUUCCCUUGGUUAAGAGUAGAGUUAAAAUGAUACAAAAAACUGUUUAUAUAUAUAUAAGUUCCAUAACCCUUCCUAAAUAACCUAUAUUUGUCCAUUCCAUCCCCUUCAGUUGUUAUUACCCACAUGCAAUUUAAGUUCUGCAAGACUACAUUUGCUGGAAGAAGGUUGGAAACAGCAGAUUGUUGCCUACACUGUUUGAUUUGUGUAGCUGUCUGUGCAUCAUGUACAACGUAUUGGCCGGUGAGCUUGACUUGCAUAGUGGAGAUUUGUAUAGACAUUUUACUACUAAAUUGUAUGUCAGACCUGCUGAAUGGCUUAAAAGGAAUGGAUGGUCGUUGCUGAAUGAAUGAGUCAUUAUACAAAUGCUCCAAGUGCUAUUUGUGACUUCGCAUAUGAGGGUUUACUCGAAGAUUUCUUACAUUUUCCCCAAGAGUCACAAAUCGAAGUCCACAUAACUGUCCUUUGCAGGCAGGGUUUGUCGACAUGUACAUUACAUUUAUUUAUAAAAGCAAAAUUGUGAAAUAUUGUAUCAUAGUCCAGGCCCCUUUAAGACUCAUAAUGUUUCAUCUGUAGGUGCUGUGAAACAAGAAAGGAUGUCAAAUGAACCCUUGUUGCCUCUUUGGAAUAAGUAUUAAUUGUAUUUCAGUAACAUUGGUUUAACAUUUAUUCAUAAUAUUAGAAUGUACAAACAAAUCUGAAAAAAGAACACUUAUUUGGCAUAAUCUAUGUAUUGUUGAACAUAAUAUGUUCUACAAGCAUAUUGAAGUUUAGUAGUGGCAUCCUUGCUAUAGAACAUUUUGCUGGUGUUUUGCAGGAUGUGCAAUGAUAAAAAUGUAAAGCUUAUUUAAAUCUAAGGUGAUCUUUUAAAAGCACCAAGCUGACCACCACAGUCUAGGUUUGUACCUUGAUUUUGCCACUAGAUAAUGAGUGGCUGGGAAAUGGGCCAGUAUGGCCUAGGAAGUGGAGAGGCAUUGUCAGUGUGGGUUUACUGGUGUCUUCCCACUGUGGUGACGCCAGCAUUUUUGGGCACUUGCUCAGGUUGUCAGAUUAGUGAGCGUGCCCUCAAAUGCGUGGGUCGAUUUGACCGCUCAAUGGAUUUAUUUGCAUGGAAAUCCAAGAACUGAAGAAUCACUCAAACCAUUUCUUCAUACUCUCCUCAAAACACCAAAGAAUAAUAAGAGCAGAAAGAGGCAACAAUUGUUGCAUUUAAGAUGUUCAAGAUUGAUAUAGUAAUCCUAACACGUUGAGGGGAAAGGUUUUUAAUAAUCUAAAUCUGUGAGAGUACAGAAAUCUUGGUAGGAAAAUUCAUAAAUAAGACAUACAUUUCUAUCUGGGCCGAAAUGUACACAACUUUAGAAAUCUCCACAAGCAAAACUUUUAGUACAAGCCUUCCUACCAUUCUGGUCUACUUCAUACAUGCUUUACAUGUUUGCAAUGGUAUCUCUUACUUUCCCUAAAAAACAUGCUACAGUGGUUUUAAAUGUUAGAAAAAUAAAUGUUUAGGCCGAAUAAUCCUUGAAAUGUCCCUGUGCUGCAAUGAACAAUAUGUAUUUUUGUAACAAGAAUCACUUGUAGAUAUUUUAUCUUUAAAAAUGAAAUUUUAUGUUGUAUAUUUAACAAAUGUAAAAUGCUGCUUAGAAUAAUCUAUUCUAUUUUUAAAUGUAAAUGUGCCUGAUAAGGAUUCAUAGAGACAUUAGAACUGUACAUAUGUAAUAGCUGCUCUAUGUAUGUGAUAUGAUUACAAAAAUACCAAACUCA
Molecule: messenger RNA, 3580 nt
Organism: Esox lucius (northern pike)
Lineage: Eukaryota; Metazoa; Chordata; Actinopteri; Esociformes; Esocidae
Gene: pcgf5b
Product: polycomb group ring finger 5b
Exons: 9
Coding region: 313-1026 (237 amino acids)
Biological process (GO): regulation of transcription by RNA polymerase II
Cellular component (GO): PRC1 complex
Source: RefSeq, a predicted model, not a curated record